CUUUUCCUGCUUUCCGCGGAGCAGGCUGCGAAGCUCGGUGCUUCCCCGCGCGGCUCAGGGGAGUGCAGCUCAGUCGGGCGGGCGGACUCCCGGACCUCGGGUCUCAGCGGUAGCGAGCGAGGACCGCGGCGGCAGCAGGUGGCAGAUGUGUGAUGGAGACUGGGAAAGUGCCCUGUUGUGACACACGGGGAAACACCUAGCCCACCUGGUAACCAUUCUAGUGACGAAGUGACAAGGUGUUGCCAGGGAAAAUCUGGCUGACCUCUGCGUCCACUUAGCUGCACUGCUUCAGAGCUCAGAGGACAGCCUCAACGCCUGGCCGGAGGCUGAGUCCCCCCAGCUUCUGUCAACGUAAUAAGACAUCCAAAUGGAUUCUUCUCAUCCAGAAAAUAAAUUUGCAACAGGGUAUAAUCCACAGUUUCCACCAGCAGCAUUUCAAGGACCUCCUGGGCAAACUGACUACCCUGGUCCCCAGGGUGGCUACCUAGGUCCCCAGGCUGGCUACCCUGGGCCCUAUGUUGCGUAUCCGGGUCCCUACGCUGGAGCUCCAAUCCCACCAGGCAGCUUUGCAGGUCCUGGCCAGCCUGGGUUUCCUGUACAGAAUCAGCCAGGAUAUAAUCAGCCGGGUGCACCUGCAGGGGUGCCAUGGAUGCCAGCACCACCACCUCCAUUGAACUGCCCACCUGGGCUGGAAUACUUAAGUCAGAUAGAUCAGAUUCUGGUUCACCAGCAAAUUGAACUUCUGGAAGUCUUAGUCGGCUUUGAAACUAAUAAUAAAUAUGAAAUUAAGAACAGCCUUGGACAGAGGGUUUACUUUGCAGUGGAAGACAAUGAUUGCUGCACUCGCAACUGCUGUGGACCAGCGAGGCCCUUCACCUUGAAAAUUCUUGAUAAUUUGGGCCGAGAAGUUGUAACUAUGGAGAGGCCACUGAGAUGUAGCAGCUGUUUUUUCCCCUGCUGCCUCCAGGAGAUAGAAAUCCAGGCUCCUCCUGGUGUUCCAAUAGGCUAUGUUAGUCAGAAGUGGCACCCCUGUCUGCCUAAAUUUACUGUUCAAAAUGAGAGGAGAGAGGAUGUACUAAAAAUAAUUGGUCCAUGUAUCGUGUGUAGCUGUUGUUCGGAUAUUGAUUUUGAGGUUAAAUCUCUUGAUGAGCAAUCUGUAGUUGGCAAGAUUUCCAAACAGUGGUCGGGUUUUGUGAGAGAGGCAUUCACGGAUGCUGACAACUUUGGGAUUCAGUUUCCUUUAGACCUGGAUGUGAAAAUGAAAACUGUGAUGCUUGGUGCAUGUUUCCUCAUUGACUUCAUGUUUUUUGAACAUACUGACAACCAGAACCAAAGAUCAGGAGUAUGGUAGUAGAUUCAUGAACGUGUCCUCAGAAAAUCUGAAGUAUGCACAUUGGAUGAGACUAUAAAAAGUAAAUCUUUUCUUCUUGUGUUGGUGUCUGUAUGAUUUAAAGUGUGACGCUGGUAGAUCCAGUUGUAUGAUUUCACUUUCAUGUUAUAGUCUGUUUUCUGUAUCUGUGUCAUAUAAAUAUUAUAUAUUUUUACAUUUUUAGAUAUUCACUGUGAAUCUGAGAUAAGGUGUAUAUGAGAUUUUAUAUUUAGAAAGGAAAAUUUCCAGGGGCUGGGGAUUUAGCCCAGUGGCAUAAGCGUCUGCCUUGCAAGAGGGCAGUGAUGAGUUCGAUCCCCAGUACCAAUAAAAAGGAAAAAGAAAAAAGAAAAAAAAAAAAAAGAAAGGAAAAUUUCCUAUAAAAAUUGUUUGUAUUUAAUCAGUGUGCUAUUUUCUAUUUCAUACCACAACCAAAGCUUUAUUAAACUUUAAUAAACAACUAAAUGACUGAAUUUCUUUUGAUAAAGUUUAUUUCAUAUUAAAAACAAAAUGCUAUUUUAAAAAAUACUAUCUAUUCAGAAGCUUUCACAAAACCAGUUUCUAUUUCCUUUGCUAUUAUUGUCUAAUAUUACUGAAUAUGGAUAUUAUUAAGGAAAAGUAAAAGGUAUUUACCUCUUUAAGAAAUCAUAGUGCAUUUAAAUAUUUCUGUUAACUAAUCUACAACUCAAAGUAAUUUUCAUAAAAAACAAUAAAUAUCCUAUUUUAAAUGUUUUCAGUGAACAAAGGUAUGAUUUAUUGCUAAGAAAACACUAAAAAGACUCACUUUCUCUUCAACUAGGGAGAUCUUUUUCAAAUGGAUGGGGGAGGCGGUUUAUUGAGAGAAUGGAGGGAAAGGGAUGGGAAAAAAAUUGAAAGGGGAAAAUCGUGAUGAAAAUAGAGCUUUUGCAAAUGGGUAUGGAACCAAGAGUUGGAGGGAGCCAAAGGGAGGAGAGGAGUAGAAAAUUUUAAAAAAGAAAGAUGUAUACAUGUACCAACUCUUCAUGACAAAUGUAAUCAUUAUGUACUGCACACAUGUACUAAUAAAUAAAUGUUAUAAAGACUCA
Molecule: messenger RNA, 2430 nt
Organism: Cavia porcellus (domestic guinea pig)
Lineage: Eukaryota; Metazoa; Chordata; Mammalia; Rodentia; Caviidae
Product: phospholipid scramblase 1
Exons: 9
Coding region: 368-1351 (327 amino acids)
Biological process (GO): plasma membrane phospholipid scrambling
Cellular component (GO): plasma membrane
Molecular function (GO): phospholipid scramblase activity
Source: RefSeq, a predicted model, not a curated record